UUGUUUCGAGCAGACGACAGUUCAUCACAGUUUCCGCUCAACUAGUUCCAGAGAGAAAACAUCCUCUCCGAGUUUUUGUUUUGGUGCAGGCAGCGCUUUGUUGUCCGAAGAGCGCAUGACUGUUUGGUGAGGCGGCAGAAGAAUGGAAUACGUGGCGUGGGCUUUCCGGGCCCCUUUCGAAGGGUACAGGUGGAUGAUGGACAAGAGCGAUCCGCGGACCCUGGAGUGGCCCCUGUGCGGCAGUCCCUUCCCCAUGCUGUCCCUGAUUGCCGGAUACGUGUACUUCGUGAAAGUGCUCGGCCCCCAGUGGAUGAAGGACCGGCCGCCCUUCCGGAUAGAGCGCACAAUCAUCGCCUACAACGUCGCCAUGGUCGUCCUCAGCGCCUUCUUCUUCCUCUACGGUGGCAGUUUUACUUACAUCCCUCCUUGGGGCAAAUUCAGCUGGUUCUGUCAGCCCAUCGAUUACGGUUAUGAGCCGAGAGUACUCCAGAUGGUCAGUCUAGGAUGGUGGUACUUGAUGCUGAAAAUAGCAGAAUUUGCCGACACGGUGUUCUUCGUCCUGCGCAAGAAGUUCGAUCACAUCUCAGCCCUUCACGUCAUUCAUCAUUCUCUCGUAGCGUGGGGUGUAUGGAUUGGCAUCAAAUUUGGCGCGGGUGGCAGCAACGCCUUCUUCCCGUUCCUGAACUGUUUCGUGCACACUCUCAUGUACUCAUAUUAUUGCAUGGCAGCGCUGGGGAUGAAGAAACACCUGUGGUGGAAGAAACACCUGACUAUCCUGCAAAUGGUGCAAUUUGUGGUGGCGUUCGCCCACGGGUUGGUGCCCCUGUUCCACGACUGCGGCUAUCAGAAGGGUUUCGCGUACGCCAUCAUGUUCCACGCCCUCCUUUUCAUGGUGAUGUUCAUUAACUUCUACAGGAACACUUACCACAAGAAGCAGAAACGAUUGCAAGACGACAACUGCAACAUUACCACCGAAAAGCAUCAGGACGGCCAUGAAAGCUUGAGGAAGAGACAGGUAGCCAACGGGACAAGACGGGGUUGAGGCGUGGUCAUGCUUGAGUCAAUAAGGACACAAUCUCGAACAACUCAUAUGCAUGUACGAAAAAUGAUCAAAAAUUCUUUGUACUACAAUUGGAAUAAAAUAAAUUAUUAAAGUAAAUAAAGCACUCAGGCUAAAAGUUACCGUUCCUUAGCUGGAACAAGGCAGAACUACAAGCAAAUAUCAAACAGCUCAUUUCGACAUCCAUCCGGAGGCAGGAACGAGCUGUCUGGUAUAUUCUUGUAAAUAAAGCAAUUUUUUCAUCUUUUGACAGUAGGUGCUUCAUUUACUUUAAUUAUUUAUAUAAUUCCCUUUCAUAUGGACUUCAAAAUCGUGAUUCAUAAAACAGAAUGUGCAAUCAUGACGUGUAAAGAAAGAGCACUGCAACGUACAAUCAAACCUCAUCAUAAUGAACAACAGACUAUUGGAAAUGGUCGAUUACAGACAAAUUUUCGAAAAGCUUUAUUGUACUCCACUUACUUACUACAUUUAAUUUCUAAAAGAUUUUCAUUUGUAUGAUUUAUUAGUAGAAAUUUUGCUAUUAUGCUCUAUGAUUAUUUUCCCCCCUGUCUUUCUAGCCUGACACUAGGUUAUCUUAGAAAGUUAUCCAAACGAGUACAUUUCUUUACAUCCAAAAAACCCUGAAAUGAUUUACUGAUGGAUAUGUGAGGUACGGGAAGAAGAAAAUUCACGGUCAUAAUUUUAUUUUAUUCUAAGAUUCGAGAUAGGAAAAAAAAAACCACGGAGGAAAUAUUCUUCAGAAAAAGAAUAAAAUUUCAAAGAUUUUCCGUUCACUGUAAUUGAAAUUCACGAAUCUUGGAGUCUUACGCGUUAAAAAAUUCACUUCUUGAAUAGAAGUCCAUAAUAUCCGAUGUUCACUAAACUGAGGUUUGAUUGUCACAGAGCACAAGGAAAGAGCUCUGGAGAGCUUCUCGCCUAAAGUGAUCAUGGAUUGUAGUAACUUGAUUGUUACAGAGAGAUCUUGUAUUAAAUGUUUGUAUUAAAAAA
Molecule: messenger RNA, 2047 nt
Organism: Uloborus diversus
Lineage: Eukaryota; Metazoa; Arthropoda; Arachnida; Araneae; Uloboridae
Product: elongation of very long chain fatty acids protein 7-like
Exons: 8
Coding region: 143-1042 (299 amino acids)
Biological process (GO): very long-chain fatty acid biosynthetic process; fatty acid elongation, monounsaturated fatty acid; sphingolipid biosynthetic process
Cellular component (GO): endoplasmic reticulum membrane
Molecular function (GO): fatty acid elongase activity
Source: RefSeq, a predicted model, not a curated record